AGCCAUAACAAUGUCGAAAGUUCAGAGUUUUUCAUUUCCAGUUUUCUCUGCGCUUUAACAUCAUCAAUAAUACGCUGCAAUCAUGUCAUCAUCAUUAGCAACACUCAUUCUAUCAUCGUUAUUCAUAGUUUCCUUCAUAGUUCUCCACCUUUUCUUCCCCUGCAGAGCCGAUGUUGGAACCGCUGCUAGUUACUCCCCUCCAUAUUUACCUUCGAAGUGUUAUGGGACGGAAGCCACAGAGUUCCCAUCGAGCAAUCUGUUUGCGGCGGCGGGAGAUGGAAUAUGGGACAAUGGGGCAGCUUGCGGUAGGCAGUAUCUGGUGAGAUGCAUCAGUGCAGAGCAACCAAGGACCUGCAUUCCCGACCAAAGCAUUCAGAUCAAGAUCGUUGAUUACGCUGCCACCGCUGUUUCGGCCGCCUCGGCUAGCGGCACUACCUUGGUGUUGUCCGACAAGGCAUUCGGCAGUAUUGCCAAUACAACUGCCAUCUUAAUCAACAUAGAAUUUCAACAGGUGUGAUGAUUGGUAUAUGUAGCUUCGGCUAAUGCUGUCUGUAUUGGGACCCUGUAUUAUUAUUGGCGUGGCGGCUCAAAAGUGGCAACUCUUGAAUCAAGGAAGAUAUUUGUCUAAAGAAGGCAGUACGUACCUACGCCGAAGCUGCCUUCAAUUUUAACAUUUCAAGUGUACGGAUUUCUCAACUAUUUAUUUUUGUUUUUAUUUUCGUGGUGUGUGUGUGUAUUUUUUGGAUCUGUGUAGGGACGGUUGCUUUGGAUAUUAGAAUCAAGUAUACCAAGGCAAAUAAGCUACACAGGAUGUUUCUACCUCACUUCUGCCUUUGGAUGCUUUUGGAGUGGCAUUUCAACAUUUAAAAAUAUUAUAUGUAUAAAAAAA
Molecule: messenger RNA, 889 nt
Organism: Arachis ipaensis
Lineage: Eukaryota; Viridiplantae; Streptophyta; Magnoliopsida; Fabales; Fabaceae
Product: EG45-like domain containing protein
Source: RefSeq, a predicted model, not a curated record